Molecule: messenger RNA, 1809 nt
Organism: Eptesicus fuscus (big brown bat)
Lineage: Eukaryota; Metazoa; Chordata; Mammalia; Chiroptera; Vespertilionidae
Gene: CRLS1
Product: cardiolipin synthase 1
Exons: 6
Coding region: 161-1099 (312 amino acids)
Biological process (GO): cardiolipin biosynthetic process
Cellular component (GO): mitochondrion; membrane
Molecular function (GO): cardiolipin synthase activity
Source: RefSeq, a predicted model, not a curated record
CGGGCCACCUGUAUAAGAGCAGCGUGCUGGGGUUUGAAAACAAGUAUGGAAGUGCCCGAGGUCCUGGGAGGUUGUGGGCGCUCGAUGGGGAAGCGGCUCGUCGGUGCCCCGGGCUGCUAAGCUCCCGCUGCCUGCAUUCCCGCAGCGCGGCCGCAGGGCCAUGCUGGCUUCGCGCGUGGCGCGAGGCUCGUGGGGUGCCCUGCGCGGGGCCACAUGGGCGCGACCGGGCAAGGGGCGCGCCCUCGGGGCCCUGCUGCCGCCCGCACCCAUCUGCCUGGGCUGCCUGGCGGAGCGCUGGUGGCUGCGCCCGGCCGCGCUCGGCCUGUGGCUGCCUGGAGCAGGCCCGCGGGGCCACUGCUCAGGCGCGGGGAAGGCGACCCCGGGGCCCCCAGCCGGAGAGGGCGCCGCCGCGGAGGCCCCGGGCGGCCCGUGGGGCCCGGAGAGCGCCGCCAACCUGUAUGAAAACCCAUGGACAAUACCAAAUAUGUUGUCAAUGACGAGAAUUGGCUUGGCUCCAGUUUUGGGCUAUUUGAUCAUUGAAGAAGAUUUUAAUGUGGCACUAGGAGUUUUUGCUUUAGCUGGGCUAACUGAUUUGUUGGAUGGAUUUAUUGCUCGAAACUGGGCCAGUCAGAAAUCAGCUUUGGGAAGUGCUCUUGAUCCACUUGCUGAUAAAAUACUUAUCAGUAUCUUAUAUGUUAGCUUGACCUAUGCAGAUCUUAUUCCAGUUCCACUUACUUAUAUGAUAAUUUCAAGAGAUAUAAUGUUGAUUGUUGCUGUUUUUUAUGUCAGAUAUCGAACUCUUCCAGAACCGCGAACACUUUCUAAGUAUUUCAAUCCUUGCUAUGCUACUGCUAGGUUAAAACCAACCUUCAUCAGCAAGGUGUUUUACAGCUUUCACCACGGUUGCAUCAGCUUACAGUUAUUAUCAUUACGGUCGGAAAACUGUUCAGGUGAUAAAUGGCAGAUGAAUCCGUCAUCGUUAGCAAGGAAGCAAUAUACAUCAUUGGCAGCAGGGCCAGUGGAAAUGUACAGGAGUCUCCCUACUUUGAAAAAGGACUUGUCAGAUCAAACCAUGUCAUCAAUAUUUAAUGUGCAUUGAAAAUAAGCUUGAUCAUGGGCAUAUGCAGAAUUUCCAAUGUAUUUUUAAAUACAAAUAAAACUAUCAUUUAGAAUUUUUUACCAUAGGUUUCUUUAUUAACUUAAAAGGAAUCAAUUCCAAUAAUUGUCAGUCAUUUUUAAAUAUUUUUUUAGAAAGUAGUGUCCAGAGCAUGGAAACUAGAGAAUUGCCACUUCUCUUUAAUAGACUUUAGAUCGCUCACAAUGCAUUAGGGAAUUUCCUAGGUUUAAAUAUAUGUAGCCUACACAAGUUGGCUAUACAACUUUAAGUUUAAUUUGAUCACUAUGUAUAUUAACAGUUAAUGAGGUUAAUAUUCGAUCAUUUAAGGCUAAUGACAGUAAAGGUAGCUUAGUUGUAGAUGAAGUAAACUUGUAAAGAGAUUAUAAAGAUCCAAAUAGAGGGUAAUGAAGUUCAUGUUCGGUAGUCUUCCAACCUCUCAGGUGCCUAAUAGUUUUAUCAGGAUAACAAGUAACAGAAAUAGUUGGAAUAAUAAAACAUAUCCAUGAGCCUACACCUUCCAAGAGGCAGUGAAUUAUAUCAUGCCUUCCAACUGUAUUUCUAACAUAGCAGUGUUUGUAUGAUAUUGGAAUCUGUACUCAUAUGUUAUGUAUAUAAUAUAAAACUGUAUUUUUUAAACUUUGGGGAAUAUUCUUUUGUUAAGAUGUUAAAAGAAUAAAAAAGCUGGAAAACAA